UCCUCUCCCUCCUCCUCCUCCUCCUCCUCCUCCUCCUCCUCCUCCCUCUCCCCGCCCCUCCCGCCCCUCCCUCCGCGCACGCGCCCCGCGGCGCCCCGGCGGCGGAGCCAAGAUGGCGGCGGUGGUUCAGAAUGUGGUCAAGCUGCUGGGCGAGCAGUACUACCGGGACGCCAUGGAGCAGUGCCACAGCUACAACGCGCGGCUCUGCGCCGAGCGCCGCGUGCGCCUGCCCUUCCUGGACUCGCAGACCGGCGUGGCCCAGAGCAACUGCUACAUCUGGAUGGAGAAACGGCACCGCGGGCCCGGUUUGGCAGCCGGGCAGCUCUACUCGUACCCGGCGCGGCGCUGGCGCAAGAAACGCCGCGCCCACCCCCCGGAGGACCCGCGGCUCUCCUUCCCUUCCAUCAAACCCGACGCGGAGCAGGCGCUGAAGAAGGAGGGGCUGCUGGCGCAGGACGGGAGCAGCCUGGAGGCGCUGCUCAGGACGGAUCCCCUGGAGAAGCGCGCGCUGCCCGACCCGCGCAUGGACGACGACAGCCUGGGCGAGUUCCCGGUCACCAACAGCCGCGCGCGGAAGCGCAUCCUGGAGCCCGACGAUUUCCUGGACGAUCUGGACGACGAGGAUUACGAGGAGGACACGCCCAAGCGGAGAGGGAAGGGCAAGGCCAAGGGAAAAGGCGUCGGGGGGGCUCGGAAGAAGCUGGAUGCCGCCAUCCUGGAGGACAGGGACAAACCCUACGCGUGUGACAACAGUUACAAACAAAAGCAUUCCUUGAAACCUCCCGACCGAGUCUGCGGGAAGCGCUACAAGAACCGCCCGGGGCUCAGCUACCACUACGCGCACUCGCACCUGGCCGACGAGGAGGGCGACGACAAGGACGACUCGCAGCCCCCCACGCCCGUCUCCCAGCGCUCCGAGGAGCAGAAAUCCAAGAAGGGCCCCGACGGGUUGGCCCUUCCCAACAAUUACUGCGACUUCUGCCUGGGUGACUCCAAGAUCAACAAGAAGACGGGACAGCCCGAGGAGCUCGUGUCCUGCUCCGACUGCGGCCGCUCCGGGCACCCGUCGUGCCUGCAGUUCACGCCGGUGAUGAUGGCGGCGGUGAAGACGUACCGCUGGCAGUGCAUCGAGUGCAAGUGCUGCAACAUCUGCGGCACCUCCGAGAACGACGACCAGCUGCUGUUCUGUGACGACUGCGACCGUGGGUACCACAUGUACUGCCUGACCCCGCCCAUGUCCGAGCCCCCCGAGGGGAGCUGGAGCUGCCACCUCUGCCUGGACCUGCUCAAGGAGAAGGCGUCGAUUUACCAGAACCAGAACAGCUCCUGAUCCCGCUCUUCCUCCCCAUCCUCAUCCUCGCCCUCACCCCCAUCCCUGGCCCUCCUCAUCCUCACCCCCUCGGCUUCGGGGCCUUUUAUUUCCCCUUUUUUUGGGUCCUUUUUCCCAUU
Messenger RNA from Camarhynchus parvulus, 1449 nucleotides. RefSeq names its product double PHD fingers 2 (gene DPF2). Gene Ontology annotation, biological process: nervous system development. The coding region runs from base 113 to 1330 and encodes 405 amino acids. The record is from RefSeq and is a predicted model, not a curated record. The transcript is spliced from 12 exons. Gene Ontology annotation, cellular component: nBAF complex. Lineage: Eukaryota; Metazoa; Chordata; Aves; Passeriformes; Thraupidae.